Camellia sinensis is the source of this 3726-nucleotide messenger RNA. The record is from RefSeq and is a predicted model, not a curated record. Lineage: Eukaryota; Viridiplantae; Streptophyta; Magnoliopsida; Ericales; Theaceae.
UAAACCUAAAAUAAACUGUGACAUCUGCUCUCCAUCUGUGUUUAUGUGAAAUGAAGCUCACUCUCUUCUGUCAAUCUCUCUCGCCUUUGUUUUUCAAGUUACUGAAAGCUCAAUAAUCUCCAUGAAUUCUAGCUUUAUACAUACGGUACGCUUCUUUUGAUCUUCCUCUGUGUAGAUCGAGCUUGAAAAGAAAGAUUAAUUUUACUUGCUGUUUGAUAGAUAUCCAGUUCAAUUUUUUGCUCUGUUUGUUGCUUUCUGUAUUGUAAUUUCAUCUUGUAUUGCUUCUUGAUUUCUAUCAAUCAAUCAAAAACCCAAACCCUAAAAGAGGAAAGGAAAGGGGGAAAAAAAAGUGUGAAAUGGCUGUGGAAAAUUCUUCUGUUUGGGGAAAUUUUGAUAGAGUAAGAAAUUCCUUCCGUCCACCAUUCGGAUUUGUGGAGUUCAAGUCACGAAUUUCCACUCUGAAAUAGGUAAUUGAGACACUAACAAUGAUGAGAUCAACAUCAUUGGAAUAUGUGGUAUCAAUGGUGUUGGAAAAACAACAAUGGUGAAACAAGUUGCCGUGAAAGCCCAAAAAGAAAAUCUAUUCGAUGAGAUUGUUAUGGUAGUGUCAGGGUCCUUGAGUAACAUUCAAUGCCAAAUAGCCGACCAAUUGGGUUGAAAUUGGAGGGAGAGACUUUAAUUGAAAGAGCUGCUUGUCUGCAUCGGAGACUAGCAAAUGGUAAGAGAAUCCUUCUUGCACUUGAUGAGCUUUCAGUAGAGCUCGUCUUUUAUCAGAGGGUUGAUCUUGAGGCCAUAGGGAUUCCGAUUCGGGGCGAAAAUAGGGGUUGCAAAGUUGUGCUGACAUCAGAAGCGGAUUUUGUUUGCAGUCAAAUGGGAGCCCAAAAGAAAAUUCAAGUAAAACCCUUGACAAAAGAAGAAGCAUGGCAUCUUUUUAAGGAGAUGGCUGGUGAUUCUGUUGAUGCUCCUGACAUCCGAUCAAUAGCUGAGCAAGUGGUAACUGAAUGCCUAGGUUUUCUACUUGCACUCAGAGCUAUUGGAAGAGUGCUAAAAAAUAAAUCCAAUUUUGUAUGGACUGAUGCACUCAAACGAUUAAGAGUUGAUAAUCAAGAACUAGAAAUUUUGGAACAUCUAGAGACACGGAAAGAAGAAACGGCUGGUCCACAUCUUUGUUUAAGUUAUGAUAGUUUAGAAGACGAGGAAACGAAGUCGUUGUUUUUGCUAUGCUGUUUAUAUCCGGUGGAUCGUGAUAUUCAUAUUGAAGAAUUCGUUAGAUGCAGAAUGGGGCUACGUAUUUUCAAAGAUAUCAAUGGAUUGGAAGAAACAAGAAAUCGAGUACGAUUGUUGGUUGAUCGGCUAAAAAGCUAUUGUUUGUUAUUAGAUGGUGACAAGGAUGAGAAUGAGAGCGUCAAAAUGCAUGAUAUAGCGCAUGAGGUUGGCAGAACUGGUAAGAAUGCUUUUUUUAUACUGCACGGACAUUACUUAUGAAGGUUACACUUCCAUUUCAGUGAUAUUGGAUAAAAUUACAGAGCUACCAGAAUCGUUAAGAUGCCCAAAACUCAGGAUGUUACUGUUAGCAUGCAUGAAUAAUUCACUAAAAACACCAAACAGUUUUUUUGAGGGUAUGAGAACAUUGCAAGUUCUAUAUUUGGAGCUCUCCAUUGCGUUGCUGCCGUCAUCAGUUCAGUUUCUGAGAAACCUGCAUACUUUGACUUUGAAUCUUCCAAAUUACGAGUUGGAAAACAUAACUGCAAUAGGAGAGCUAUUGAAUCUGGAAAUCCUCAGCUUGUGUGCUCCCUCUGUCAAGGUGUUACCAGAAGAAAUAGGAAGACUUGCUAAUUUGACAUUGUUAGAUCUAACAGGAUGUCAUCGUCUUGAAAGAAUAUCACCGGGUGUCAUUUCAGGCCUAGUCCGAUUACAAGAACUGUACAUGAUGGACAGCUUUAGCAAUUGGGAAGCCGACAAAGGAGAAAGCAAAGAAGGAAGAAGAAAUGCAAGCCUGAGAGAGCUACAGUCCUUGUCCGAUUUGAAAAUAUUAGAGAUUUAUAUGCCCGAUGCAGCGCUAUUGCCAAGAAACCCUCUCUUUGCAGAUCUGACGAAAUACAAGAUACGGAUAGGUGAUAAUGGCUGGUGGAGCGUGUUCCCAUUCCAAAAGCAUUUGUUAUUGAAACUCGAUAAGAGUAUUGCUUUGCAUGGUGGGGUUAGUAAGCUAUUGAAGUGUACUGAGCUUCUAACUUUAAGAGGGAAGGGCUCAAGGAAUGUGGUGCAUGAGUUAGUUCAAGAUGGCGUCCAGCACUUGAAGUACUUAUCAAUUGAGUCUUGUGAUAUGCUUUUUUGUCUUGUUGAUACAAUGGAUUUAUCACUUGAUUCCAGUGCUGCUAUUUUCCCCAUCAUGGAGUCAUUAAAGCUUGAUGAUUUGCGUAGGUUAAAAGAGAUAUGCUGCGGCCAACUUCCAGAAGGGUCCUUUGGGAAACUAAGAACAUUGAUAUUACAACUCUUACCUUCUUUGACGCAUUUCUUGGUGGAGGAUCCAGCUCAAACUACUGUCUCCCUCCAUAAUCUGAGAUCUGUUGAGUUAGAUCGCUGUAAUGGCUUGCGAAAUCUCUUUUCAUUGUCAAUGGCACGAGGGCUUGUGCAACUUCAAGAACUUCGCAUAUCGCAUUGUGAAAUGAUGAAAGAAGUUAUUUGGGAACGAAGAGGAGAAGAUGGGCAUGCAACCAACAAGAUUGAAUUCCCUCGUUUAGAAUACAUGGCACUUAUACAACUAGAAGGCCUCACUGGUUUCAGCAGAGGAAUUGACAAGAUUGAGUUCCCUCAACUGAAGAAAUUGCACAUCAAAUGUCUACCAAAGAUCAUGAGUUUCUUUCCCAAUGAGAGUACACUACAUUCAGAUGAAAACUGCAAUGCUACCUUGCAAUCUAUUUUCCCCCAACAGGAUGCAUUUCCCAGCUUGGAGAAAUUGGAACUUGUUGGAUUGCUAAAUGCGAGUGACUUGUGGGGCAGUGAACUUUCAACCGAAUCAUUCUGUAAACUUAGAUCCCUCUAGGUGGAAGACUGUCAUGGAUUAGUGAAAAAUGUUGUUCCAGUUAAUAUAAUAAAAAUGUCACCCAAUCUAGAAAAAGUAAAAAUAUAUAACUGUGAUUCGGUGGAAGAUGAAGAUGUAUUCGGAUUUGGAGGCCGCCAAGGAAUUCCUGUUGCAAACAUAAGAAGGUUGAUUGUUAGAUGUUGUGGCAGCUUGAGAAAUCUGUUCCCUCCUUCCAUUGUUAGAGGUCUCAUGCAUCUCCAAGAACUAACAAUAGAUGGUUGCUCAAUGAUGGAAGAAGUUAUUUGGGAAGGAAGAGGAGAAGAUGGGCAUGUAACCAACAAGAUUGAAUUCCCCCGUUUAGAAAACAUUUCACUUACAGAACUAGAAGUCCUCACUGGUUUCAGCAGAGGAAUUGACAAGAUUGAGUUCCCUGAACUGAAGAAAUUGCGCAUCAAAUAUCUACCAAAGGUCAAGAGUUUCUUUCCCAGUGAGAAUAUACUGCAUUCAGAUGAAAACCGCAAUGCUACCUUGCUCUCUAUUUUCCCCAACACGUAUAUUCAUAUAUAAAUAUAUUCAAAAGCAAGUAAUCAUUAAGUUCUUAGGAGAACAAAUAUCUACAUCUAUGAUGCAUCUGUCUCUUGGUUACUUGUCUCGAGAUUUUGGUUGAUCUUAUUCAACAUUCCAAUAGUACAAUAAGUUUCUUA